Molecule: messenger RNA, 816 nt
Organism: Scomber japonicus (chub mackerel)
Lineage: Eukaryota; Metazoa; Chordata; Actinopteri; Scombriformes; Scombridae
Gene: aqp11
Product: aquaporin 11
Exons: 3
Coding region: 1-816 (271 amino acids)
Biological process (GO): transmembrane transport
Cellular component (GO): cytoplasm; membrane
Molecular function (GO): channel activity
Source: RefSeq, a predicted model, not a curated record
AUGGCUGCAGACGUGGCGGUGUCCCUGUCGGUCCUCGCGGGGAUCGUUGCUCUGAGCCACGCGACUCGCAGAGUUUUGGGCAGGGCCCUCGCGGACACCGGUCUCUCUGAGUAUGCGGUGGAGCUCGUGUCCACCUUCCAGCUGUGCUGCUGCACUCACGAGCUGAAGCUGCUGUCCGAGGUGGGCGGGAUCGAGCCUCGACUCGCGCUCACCCUGACGUACCUGGCGUCAGUGGUGCACGGGCUCACCUUUAGCGGGGCCAUCGGCAACCCGUCCGGUGCGCUUGAGCACGCUUACCGCGCGAGGCUGUCGGGCGGAUGUGCACUACGACGCAUCGCGUGCCAGUUCACUGCGGCAGCCGCUGCACGAGCUGCAGUGCCGGUGAUUUGGGGUAUCGGGUUGUCGGGACUGCACGCGAGGCAUAAAUUGUUCGGGUACCAGUGCAUCACCCCCAUUCACGCGCCGCUGUUAAAGGCCGCCGUUGUGGAGCUCGCGUGCUCGUUUGUUGUUCAAACUGCUAUUACGCACACGCGAGCUGUGGAGGAGAAAUACCGUGUGCACGCGGUGGCUGCGGUCAUCACAACAGUGGUCUAUGCAGGUGGCAGUGUAACAGGAGCAGUGUUUAACCCGGCCCUGGCUUUCUCCACACAGUUCCCCUGCAGUGGAAACUCCUUCCUGGAGUACUGCAUGGUCUACUGGCUGGGCCCGCUGCUGGGUAUGAUGACAUCAGUGCUGCUGUUUGAUAAAGUCAUCCCUCUGCUAGCGGGAAAAUCACCGUCUCCCUACGACUCCCUGGACGCCAGGAAGAGGCAGUGA